CGCUCCUUUUUUCACAGCACGAUUCACAUCUUUUGCAAUCUAAGAUUUAGGUCACCUUCAACUCAUAAAGUAGACAAUGAUCAAUCCCAAGAAGCUUGUGGAGAUGGUGAAGAAGGGCCAGAAGGUGGCUGCCCUUGGGAGGAGGAGAAACUCAUUUUCAAGAACUGAUGGCUCUGCAGAUUCAAGUGGGUGCAGCACUUCGGUGGCAGAUACGGGACACUUCGUCGUGUACACCACAGAUGGAAGCCGUUUUGUGAUUCCUUUGGUGUAUCUCAGCAGUCCCAUCUUCAAAGAGCUCUUUAAAAUGUCUGAAGAUAUGUUUGGGUUACCAUGUAAUGGGCCUAUCACAUUUCCCUGCGAUGCGGUCUUAAUUAAUUACAUUGUCUCGAUGAUCCAAAGAAGCAUGUCUGAAGAUGUAGAGAAGGCCUUGCUUGCUUCCAUAACCCUUGGGCAUUGUUCGACUUCUUCAUUACAACUUGAAGGAUUGCCCAAUCAAAACAUACUCCUUCACGGCUUCUAAUUGAGCCUUACGGACGGUGGUGCAAAAAUUCUUGUCUCUUUCCAAAAAGUUUACAUGUAUAUAUGCUCUAUUCUACAAUUUUGAUUCAAUCCAAAUCUUGUUUGCUAUUUCUCA
This is a messenger RNA of Magnolia sinica, 634 nucleotides long. RefSeq names its product auxin-responsive protein SAUR64-like. The coding region runs from base 77 to 520 and encodes 147 amino acids. The record is from RefSeq and is a predicted model, not a curated record. NCBI's taxonomy places the organism in Eukaryota, Viridiplantae, Streptophyta, Magnoliopsida, Magnoliales, Magnoliaceae. Gene Ontology annotation, biological process: response to auxin. The transcript has a single exon.